This is a messenger RNA of Trichoderma gamsii, 318 nucleotides long. RefSeq lists its product as hypothetical. Gene Ontology annotation, biological process: mitochondrial respiratory chain complex IV assembly. Bases 1 to 318 code for a protein of 105 amino acids. NCBI's taxonomy places the organism in Eukaryota, Fungi, Ascomycota, Sordariomycetes, Hypocreales, Hypocreaceae. The record is from RefSeq and is a predicted model, not a curated record. The transcript has 3 exons. Gene Ontology annotation, cellular component: mitochondrial inner membrane.
AUGAUACGAUCCAUUUCGGCCUCGAAGCGGCGCAUUGAUCCCAAUAACUUGCUGUAUUUUCCCAGGAAAAAUCCAGCUUCGGCCCUCGACAUACAAGCAAUGGCGUCUCACUCUACCUACUACGACCGGCGACUGCGGCAAGGCCCAGCCCUCGUCCGAGCCAGACGACCAUAUCUCUUCAGAAACGCCGCCACAGGACUUGGCCUCUUUGCGCUUGUCUCGGGGAUUUACUACUAUACAAUCAAUGCCGUUGGCCAGGACGAUUUCGCCGACGUCAAGGUGCCCGACGAGCCUCGAAAGCCGGCCCAGGCUAAAUAA